ACGGCUAACAUCCGGUGUGUAUUUAAUAAAACGGCCACAAUCAGACCCAGUUCGAGGCUGCAGAGCGUCAGUGAGGAGGUCAGACAGUCAGCGCCAUCAUGCCUUCUUCGAGUUUCAGGGACUGCCAGGCGUGGAGAGCAGAGGGUCUCCCGCUGUCCACCACCAGCAACGAGGCUUGCAAGCUGUAUGACGCCUUACUCACUCAGUACGUGACAUGGAGGAAUGAUGACACCUUGGGAGGAUUUGAAGGAUGCAUCUCUGCCAUCCAGGCAGCUGACCCUAACUUUGUUAUGGGCCAUGUGAUCAGUACGGGCCUGGAGCUGGUUGGAACGGCGAGCUCACCCCGUCUGAAUGAACGUCUGGCCAGCGCUGUGCGGCGGACAGUGGAGCUGGCCAACAGCCAGAACAUCACGCCUAGAGAGAGGCUUCAUGUUAGGGCUAUGGAGCACUUCUCACAUGGAAAUUUUCCCAAGGCCAGUGAUGUUUGGGAAGACAUUCUGGUCGAUCACCCCACUGAUUUGCUGGCUCUCAAGUUUGCUCACGAUGCCUACUUCUACAUGGGAGCCCAAAUCCCGAUGAGGGACUCUGUGGCCCGGGUGCUGCCCUACUGGAAACCACAGAUGCCCUUGUCAAGCUAUCUGAAAGGACUGUAUUCGUUUGGCCUCCUGGAGACUCGCUUCUAUGACCAGGCUGAGAAAGUAGCCAUGGAGGGCCUCGCUGUGACUCCAGAUGAUGCUUGGUCUGUCCACUCGGUGGCCCACGUUUAUGAGAUGAGAGCAGAGGUGGACAAAGGGUUAAAGUUCAUGGAGGGUAGAGAGAAAGACUGGCAGGGAUCUGACGUGCUGGCCAGUCAUAACUAUUGGCACUGGGCUCUAUACUUCAUCGAGAAGGGGCAAUACGAAGAUGCUCUGCAAAUAUUCGACUCUCAGGUGUUCAGACGUUGUAAAGCCACAGGAUCCAUGUUGGACAUGGUAGAUGCCAGUUCAAUGCUCUGCAGACUUGAAAUGGAGGACGUGUGUGUGAAGGACCGUUGGCGAGAGCUGCUCCAGGUUACGCAGCCACACACAGACGAUCAUGUGACCUUGUUUAACGACCUCCACUUCCUCAUGGUGUCGCUGGGAGCUAAAGAGAGCAGGACCUCUCAGCGUCUGCUCGAGGGCCUCCAGGAAUUGGCUAAAGAACCCGGCGAUAAUCAGCAGCAUCAGCUGGCUGGGACUGUCGGUGUACCAAUCUGUCAGGCCAUGAUGGAGUACAACAAGGGCAACUACAAUGGAGCUGUGGAGCUGCUGUACCCUUUACGCUACCACAUGGUGGAUAUCGGUGGUAGUGAUGCACAGAGGGAUGUCUUCAAUCAACUGCUUAUUCAUGCAGCCUUGAAGUCAGAGAACAAGCACCACCAGAAACUAGCAAGAUGUCUUGUGGUGGAGCGUGAUGCCGUGAGGCCAGACUCCCCUAUGACGGAUCGUCUGAUGAAGAGAGCUCUGGCUCUUCACGCCUAGACGUGACUGCUAGGUUCAGAUGGAAAAACCCCCAAAACAACACCAAUAUCUAACGUGCCUGCGUUCAGCUAGAGGAGACUCCUUCACCAGAUGGCAAGGACUUGGCACUGUUGUCGAGACUUGUGAAAGUGUUUAUACAGCAGUCCUCCUCCGUGCCCUUUUAGAUUGCUGACCUGUUAAGCUUUUUAAGUGAGCAAAUUUGCACUUUUCUCAAGGUUAUGAGCUAAUUUCAACCACAGGUUGCCAAUUUGCAUGAUAAGUAGCGUAUGCAUUGUGUGUACUGAUUCUAUUAGCUUACAAAUCUGACAACUCUAAUCAAUAUACAAUAUAGCAAUUAUAGAACUUUCUUCUUCUACAUUUUAUUUGCAAACAUCACAUGUAAAUAUAAAUACUUUUCAUAAAUAAAAUCUGCAUGUCAAGAUCAAUACAAAAACCAUGUUCAAAACCAAUAAAUAUACAGUUUGCAC
Messenger RNA from Acanthopagrus latus (yellowfin seabream), 1966 nucleotides. RefSeq names its product tetratricopeptide repeat domain 38 (gene ttc38). The record is from RefSeq and is a predicted model, not a curated record. Lineage: Eukaryota; Metazoa; Chordata; Actinopteri; Spariformes; Sparidae. The transcript has 14 exons. Gene Ontology annotation, molecular function: protein binding. The coding region runs from base 99 to 1499 and encodes 466 amino acids.